This is a messenger RNA of Harmonia axyridis, 2669 nucleotides long. Its product is annotated as tRNA-specific adenosine deaminase 2-like. Gene Ontology annotation, cellular component: nucleus; cytoplasm. Gene Ontology annotation, biological process: tRNA wobble adenosine to inosine editing; base-excision repair. The transcript is spliced from 2 exons. The record is from RefSeq and is a predicted model, not a curated record. NCBI's taxonomy places the organism in Eukaryota, Metazoa, Arthropoda, Insecta, Coleoptera, Coccinellidae. Bases 175 to 1047 code for a protein of 290 amino acids. Gene Ontology annotation, molecular function: single-strand selective uracil DNA N-glycosylase activity; tRNA-specific adenosine-34 deaminase activity; oxidized pyrimidine nucleobase lesion DNA N-glycosylase activity.
UUCCAACCUCUAUUUUAUGUUUGAAGUUUCAAGGUUGAACUAAUAAAAAUAUUGCAAAUAUGAAUUAUUCUGUGCAGUUAAAUCCUUAUCUAAUCUUUGUGAAAUUCGAUAGAUAGAUUGUAAUAAUUAAAUAUAGUAAGUAAAGUACCGAAAAAUUAAUUUAAAGAAUCCACCAUGUUGAGAAAAAAACUGAAACUUUCCAAAGUUGAGGAACAAAACGAGUAUGAAGUUUCAAAUAAUAAUACAGUGUGUAAUGAACUCAGUCAUCAAUCCAUUUAUUUUGGUGCUUCACCUUCAAUUGACAAUUUGAUUUCCACAAAAAUGAUAAACAUUCAGCGUAAUUUGAAUGAAAUAUUAGAUAAGAUAGAUUUCGUUAAACAUCCUAUAUGCUAUGUCUAUAAUCCUACUGUGUAUGCCAAUGAACCCUAUGAAAAAUAUAUGAAACUAUAUUGCAACAAUGAAAAAAAAAUUUUAUUUAUUGGUAUCAAUCCUGGUCCUUGGGGUAUGUGCCAGACUGGUGUUCCAUUUGGUGAGGUGAAUAUGGUAAAGAAUUGGUUAGAUAUUGAUGGAAAUGUUGAUGUGCCUAAUAAAAUGUGUAAUGAGAGAAGAAUUCAAGGGUUCAACUGUACUAGAAAAGAAGUUAGUGGUGAUAGAUUCUGGAAUUUUUUCAAGGAUUUAUGUGGUACUCCAAAACGUUUUUUCAGAAAUUGUUUCCUUUAUAAUUAUUGCCCAUUGGCAUUUAUGAAAGAAAAAGGAGCAAAUAUUACACCUGCUGAUAAGAGCAUGGAGAACACUCUUAAAAGUUCUCUACAAGAAGCUUGUGAUGCAGCAUUCAAUGAAGUUAUACUGACCUUAAAGCCAGACAUUAUAAUUGGAAUCGGCAGAUAUGCAGAGAAAAGAGCUCUUGACAUUGUUAAACAUUUAUCACAAGAUAUAAAAGUUUUGUAUCUGCUACAUCCAAGUCCUCGCACACCUGGAAAUAAUAACUGGGCAGAAGAAGCUAGUAGUUUCAUUAAGAAAAAUAAUCUAACUGAAUUUUUCAAUUAAUUGGAGUUAGAAAACAAUGGAACCAUUAUCUAAGAAAGCUAAAUUAAAUGAAAUUGACGAAAUUAUACCAAAAUCAUAUGAAACUAAUCAAAUAUGUGAUACUCUUGAUGAUAUCGAAAAGGAAUAUAUGGAGAGAGCUUUCCUUUAUGCGAAAGAAGCUCUGCAGGUACAGGAAGUUCCAGUUGGAUGCAUUUUUGUUUAUCAAAAUGAGAUUAUAGCAGUUGGACGCAACACAGUUAAUGAAACUAGGAAUGCAACCCGGCAUGCUGAAAUGAAUUGUAUAGAUGAUGUUUUUGUCUAUUCUCAAAGUAAAAAGAUCAACCCCUUGGAAGUAUUUGAGAAACUCAAUGUGUAUGUAACAGUAGAACCAUGCAUAAUGUGUGCUGCUGCGUUAUAUAAUUUAAAAGUAAAGUCAGUGAUAUUUGGUUGUAAAAAUGACAGAUUCGGUGGUGAAACAGUUUUCAAUGUGGCAAAGAUAGUAAAACCAGUAACAGAAAGAAAAGGUGGGUAUAGAGCAGAUGAUGCCAUGAAUUUGUUAAAAACAUUUUAUCAAGGUGUGAAUCCUAAUGCCCCACCUUCAAAAGUUAAAGUUAGGGGGAAAAAAUUAUUACAAAAUAAUUAAUACUUAUCAUUCCAUAUCUUCCAGUUGUUUUGUUGAGGUUCUUAAAAAUGUUAUUAUAUCAUAGUAUUAAAUAGAAAUAACUUACUUAAUUUAUCCAUAAAUCAAAAUGAAAAAAAAAAUUUUUUUUGUGGCUGAAAGUACUGCAUACAAAUUUAUUUUUUCCACUCUUCAAAUAAUUUAAAGAAGUUCUAAACUAGAGAUAUCUUUUACAACAUGAUAGAGGUCAAUAAUCAUUAGCUUCACUAUUUCUGAAUCACAAAUUUCACAUUCACAUUUUUGUAUUAAGUAAUACCUUUUUUUAUAAAAAAAAGGAAUGAAAACUUUUUUAUAAUUUUCCAAAAAUUUAAAAAUUUUGAGUACCUAAUUUCGCCAAAGAAAAGUUGUAUAUAAUAAUAUAAUAUUCAAAUACGUUAUAUGGAAAUAAAUUUCAGUUAUUUUUAAAAAGAGUGAAAGUAAUAUUUAUUUAAAUUGCAACAUUAUUUUCUUAACAUUAAAUGUAUAAACUAUUAUAUUGGAUAUCUACAUUUUUAUUAAAGAAUUGUACUUGCAAAAACAGUCUAUGAUAAUUUAAAUAAGAAAAAAGUAAAAAAUCUAACACCUAAAAUAUCAGCAUAUAAUUUAUUAUGAAAUCAAUUUUUAAAUGACUAGUUACGAAUAUUUUUUUUACUUCACAUAAUUGAAAAGGUUAUCUUUGUCAAUUAUAUUUAAUAUCAAAAUAAGAAAUAUGUUCAUUCAAACCCUCAAAGAGGAUAUAGAUUUAUCUGAAAAAACUAAAUUCAGACCAAACUUCAAGCAUAAAAUGCAUCUUGAUCACAGUAUAUUAAUGAAUUUCUUACUCUGUUAUCACUGAAGUAUUUCAAAAGAGUUAAUUUUUAAAGUGAUUUAUUUUUUCAGAUACUGAAUUAUCCAAAAAUACAUAAACAUUCUGAUUUUUAUCAACAAUUCAUAUUCAUUUCCGAAAAUAUAUUUUAUUAAAAUAAAAACAACAAAUUUCAAUGGG